Molecule: messenger RNA, 1427 nt
Organism: Penaeus chinensis
Lineage: Eukaryota; Metazoa; Arthropoda; Malacostraca; Decapoda; Penaeidae
Product: neuferricin-like
Exons: 4
Coding region: 95-1006 (303 amino acids)
Cellular component (GO): endomembrane system; membrane
Source: RefSeq, a predicted model, not a curated record
GUCAUCGUGAUGUAAACAAAACCUCUGAAGCAAAACCAGUGAAAGUGGGGAACAUACCGGCAACCGCGAUAACAAACGACACAAGAGGAGGAAAAUGGGGUUUGUUAAGUACAUGCUCCUGACGUCCGUGUUGAUAGGCCUGACGAGUGUGGUUUUACACGAAGUUUAUCCCCAAUAUAUCUCCUUGUUGAUGAAAAAUGAGAAGGUCCGGUCAGCUACCGUGGCCGUCCAUAGGCUCCUAAGAGACCUCUAUCCUAGCAGCGAAAAGGACGAGACGAGACCAAACGCCGCGAAGGGAAGCAAGAAGCACAAGGAAAAGCUGUUCACCGAGGAGGAGCUGAAGAAAUACGACGGAAAGGAAGGGAGGAAGGGCCCCUACUUGGCCAUCCUGGGAAGGGUCUACAACGUCAAGAAGGGCAAGCAGCACUACGGGCCCGGAGGCGGCUACGAGUUCUUCUCAGGCAGGGAUGCUAGUCGUGCUUUUGUCAGUGGAGACUUCUCAGAGGCAGGCCUGGUGGAUGACGUUUCUGGGCUGUCAAACCCUGACUAUAUUGGCCUUGACGAAUGGGUAAAAUUUUAUGAAAAAGACUACAAAUAUUUGGGCAAGCUAAUUGGCCGGUACUAUGAUGAGCAGGGAGAGCCCACGCAGUACACUAAUCUGGUGCAGCAGUGGAUAUCACAGGCUUAUGCACAGAAGGAGGACGAGAACCAGGAGAAGAGAAUUUUCCCUCCAUGUAACUCAGAAUGGACACCAGAGGCAGGAUCAAGAGUCUGGUGCACAACAAAGAGCGGUGGAAUACAGCGAGACUGGACUGGAGUUCCAAGAAAACUUUUCAGCCCUGGGCAGGGUAAAUCGAGGUGUGCUUGUGUGAAGAACUUUGGCGCACCAUCGCAUGACCCAAAUAGAAAACCAAAUGAUAAUAGAGGAGAUCUUGAUAACCCAAAUAUACAGGAAUACAAAGGAUGUGUACCAGAGGAGACAUCAUGUUAUAUUAAAGAGAAAUGAAUGUUUUAGGUUUUAGAAGAUAGAAAAGCUAUAUAACUUGUAAUGUUAACAUUAGCCAAUAUAAAGUCAUUUAUUAUAGUUUAAUUUAUUAAACAUUUUUAAAUUUACUUUUUCAGAAAUGUUGAUUGUAUGUAACUUACAUGUUACUUAUGGCAGCUGACAUUUGUAACAGUACUUUUAGAUAUAGGUUUUAUGGUAGUGCAUAAAAACUGAACAUAUUUCACUUGCAGCCACGUAUAUUUAAUGUGCAUUUUUAAUUAAUAGGUAAAAGAACAUAAAAGUUUCAACAUAUUACUCACAGUUUGAUAAUAGAAAUAAAUAUACAUUAUGAUAUCAUCUUAAACUUUUGUAAUUACAUGAAUCCAGAAGUAUGUCUCCCCCUUUUUACUAAUAUUUGAAGGGUUGUUUAGAAAAUCAUAGU